AUGGGGAAGAAGUUGCGCACUGACACUGAGGGUGCGAAAUACUUUGGCGAGAAAGCCGACAGCAAUCAUGGUCAAGCAAAUCACAAAGAUGCUGGUACAGUGUGCGGACGCCUGGAGCGCCCAAGUUUUAGCAUUUUCAAGACUGUGGAAGCCGAGUGCCUCAAGUUUGUAGGCACUCCCUCCUUCAAUCCUGUGCCAUUUUUGGAUGCGUCAAGCGCUGAGAUUUACAUGCGCCCUCUGGAACUGAGUCUCAGCCCUGCGGCCUAUCAAGGGCCUGUGCCCUUUGUCCAAGUGCACUGUUCUAAGGAGGAGAAGAUGAAACUCUACAGCCUCUUGGAUUCUUGCAAGCGGCUUGGGCUUCACCGAGAGUCUGAAGUGCGCACCAAGUUCAGCAAUGGUUUGUUUUCUGUCGUGAAGUCGCUGGAUAGAGAUCGGCUCAUACUUGAUAGCCGACCUGCAAACCUGUUAGAAAGAGGAGAGCAACGCUGGAUCAAGAGCUUAGCGUCAGCUGAGAGCUUAUGCAAGUUGGUCAUUCACGACUGGCAUGCGUGCCAUGUUGGCAUGUGCUUGAAGUCAGAGCUGGUCGAGGCAAAUCAGCUCCUCACCCUCUCUGGUCCUCUUCCAAGAGCUGACAACAAGGUUGGAAUCAUUAUUGAUGAUUUUGUUGUGUUGAGCACGGUCAAAGAUGGAGAAACCGAGCCAAGCAGAGGCGCCAACCUCAGCGGCAAAGUGGAAGAGUUGUACAAGGAGGUCGGUUUGAUACCUCAUCCUGAGAAGGCUUUUCGAGAUGAAGAGAGGAGCACCUUCUGGGGCGCUGACUUUGAUGGAAAGCGAGGUCUCAUCAGAGGCUCACUGAAGAGGGCCAUACCUUUAGCUUGGAUCCUUUUGCGAGUUGCGGAGUUGGGAGUCUGCAGUGUAGAACUUCUUCAGACUCUCAGUGGCUCCUUGGUCUCCCUCAUGCUCUUUAGGCGCCGUAUGCUCUCCCUCCUUGACAUGUUCUUUGCAGCGACUAGGGGAAGAAACGGAAAUGAUGUGGUGCAACUCUCAAAGCGUUUGGUGAGCGAGAUGCUGGUUUGUGCGACUCUCCUUCCUUUAGCAGUGACAAAUCUGCGUGCCGAGGUGUCUGGGCUACUGGCCCCUGCAGAUGCUUGGAUGCGGAGUCACAGCCUCUUGCCGGCAGCUGCAGAGUUGCCUGACCCUUCUCAAACCUUUUCUGCAAACCCGCUCUGGUCUGUGCUUGCCCGAGUUUGCCUGCGGAAGAAGACCAUGGAAACGCCAGACUGGUUUUUAGCUUCAUGUACUGGCGACUUUUCUGGGCUCGACAGCUGGCUGGAAGCUCAGGGCAUUGGUGAUUACCAGCUCACUGGCCUCCCCCCUGUCUCAGAGCUAACACAGCGUGUUUUUGAAAGUUUUCCUUCAGCAGAAAUUUCUAGCGGCAGUGAGAUGGGUCACACCGCACAGAACAAUGAUGUCCAGCCUGUUUCAGAAGUUCAGACCGGUUUUGAGAAAGGGAGCAAUGCUCCCAAUGGUGGUGUUUACAACAAGCCAGCAUGUUUGAGUUCUUCAGCUUUUCAGCUGCGUACCGACUGUGCUACUGAGGUAUCAAACCGUGCGCCAGGUCAGCUGGCAUUCUGCUCCGGAGCUGGCCUUGGAGAGGACUGGCGCUUCACUGGAAGGCGUGGUGUGCUGAGCUCCGCCAACAGUAAGCUGGUUCAGCAUCUGUUAAGGCAGUUUAAAAAGGAGCAAGUUGUUUUUGGAGCUGAUGAGACGUGGCCUCCUUGCACGGCUGGUUUUUUAGACAUGUUUUCUGGCGAGAAAGGGGUUGCAAAAGAAUUUGCGAGAGAAACUGGCUGCUGGGUUUUGACCUUCGACAUAGAGCAUGACGCGUCUGAAGACCUGUCAAACAAAGUGUUGCAAAGACAGAUUGAGAGGUUAUUUGCUUUGGACGUUUUUCAUGGUUGGGGGGCAGCCCCAGUUUGUCAAAGUUUUUCAGUUGCAGUGACUCCUGCCAUUCGGAGCCCGGAGCAUCCAUAUGGCAAACCUGAUGUCAGCGACCGAGCCCGAGAGAAACUGGAGAUGGGUAACCUGUUUGCUAGCUGGCUUUUGUCGCGCAUGACGUUGUCACUUUGCUUGGAUUUGGUUUUCUGGGUCGAGAACCCGGACCUGAGCUGGAUGCUUAGCAAAGCAUGA
Messenger RNA from Cladocopium goreaui, 2190 nucleotides. The record is from the annotation of a GenBank genome assembly. Lineage: Eukaryota; Dinophyceae; Suessiales; Symbiodiniaceae.